AUUACUCAGCAGCCUCCCCUUUUUUUCUCCCCCUAAAACCCUUUCUCCCUUCUCUCUCCCCUCCUCAUUUUUUUACACCCAAAAAUGGAAACUUCGCCAUUGAAUCGGCUCCCUGAGGCCCACUCUUUGCCCGAUGGCUUCGUCGAGAGCUCAGCAGAGUCCCCUCGCUCCCACAACAAUCAAGAGAAGGAGGACGAGGGGCCGAAGGAUUAUAAGGAGAUGGAGGAACCGUCUCAGCCCCAAGAUGGAGUCUUGAUCGGGGUUUGCCCUAAUGAAGGUUCGAAGGACCCUCAGAUUUCAGAGCAAGAGACAGAACGUUGCACAGAGUCACAUUCUACAGACGCGAAGGAAAAAUCUGUUACAGCCGACUACACUGAGAGUCUGAAUAGACAGAAGCUAGAAAAUGCUGAAGUGAAACGCAAGGUUGGGAAGCGCAGUGCAAAAUUGGAGAAAGAGCUACUAGAGUUUACGUUGAAAUAUCAAAAAGUCAUAGCAGAAAGAGAUGCUGCUGUUGCUAUGCGAGAAAGGCUUGAAUCACUUUGCAGGGAACUGCAACGUCAGAAUAAAAUGCUUAUGGAUGAAUGCCAGAGAGUAUCAACAGAGGGACAAAAUAUGAGAUUAGAUUUGUCUAAUAAGUUUAAUGAUGCGAUUAAGGAUGUUAGCAUUAAGCUAGAGGAACAGAAAGAGGAAUGCCUUGCUCAACUCAAGGAAAAUGAAACGCUAAGGAGCAAACUAAAACAUCUUGCUGAUCAAUACACUCUGACUGAAGAGCAGUUUUCGCAGAAGUUGAAACAAAAAAUGCUCGAACUGCAGCUUGCUGAUCUCAAAAUUCAACAACAUCAAGAGAGGUCAACUCAGGAACAUACCCAGAUGCAAUUAUAUGCAGAGCAGGUUACUCAACUAUUGACCACUGAGAAAAGUUUACGAUUGCAAUUAGCAGCCGAUGGAGAAAAAUUUCAGCAAUUUCAGGAAGCUUUGCUGAAGAGCAAUGAAGUCUUCGAGACAUUUAAGCAGGAGAUGGAGAAGAUGGGAAAGCUAAUAAAGGAGCUUAAGAAAGAAAAUGAAUUUCUGAAGGGUAAAUGUGAGAGGUCCGAUAUUGCACUUGUGAAGCUUGUGGAGGAGCGUGAAAUCAUGAAGAAACAGCUCGAAAAGAUGAAGAACCAAAAAGAAAAGCUAGAAUCAUUGUGUCGAUCUCUACAGGCAGAGAGGAAGCAGAAUUCUGUGGGCAGUUCAAUUAUUGUGCAAGCCAAAGUAGGAUCUACUGAGGAAGACUCAUCAACUUGAACUCAGUUUGUAGCUUUCACCUCCGAAAGUCUUGGAAUUUGGUUCUCUGUUGUCUGCCAACAAGUCACAAGCAUCGGCUGAGCGAGAUGAGUUCUCUUGCCAGUUUCCGCUGGCAUUUAGAUAUCUCAAUUCUUUUUAUAUCCAACAAUAGGAUAUCAUUUGUAUCUAUGGUUUUACUUGCGCAAACAUUUGGUUUGAUGUGGAUAUUGUAAUCCAUGGAGUUUGGUGAAUUGCGAGGAUACUGUUUGCUUGCGUGGACAUUAGAACAACCCCUGGUCAAAAACCUUGCAAUCCUCGAGGUUUAUCGUGAAGUCGUCUAUCUUGGAAGAAAUGAAUCUUAAUUGCUAAAUUCGGUGUUAUUUAUU
Molecule: messenger RNA, 1649 nt
Organism: Asparagus officinalis (garden asparagus)
Lineage: Eukaryota; Viridiplantae; Streptophyta; Magnoliopsida; Asparagales; Asparagaceae
Product: alpha-taxilin
Exons: 11
Coding region: 85-1284 (399 amino acids)
Molecular function (GO): syntaxin binding
Source: RefSeq, a predicted model, not a curated record